Nycticebus coucang (slow loris) is the source of this 5480-nucleotide messenger RNA. Its product is annotated as KIAA0040 ortholog. The record is from RefSeq and is a predicted model, not a curated record. Bases 989 to 1279 code for a protein of 96 amino acids. The transcript has 6 exons. Lineage: Eukaryota; Metazoa; Chordata; Mammalia; Primates; Lorisidae.
GGCAAAAACAAGCCACGGCUGGGCGGAGGAGGGGCAACUGGCGGGAAGACGAACAGCGAGGGCGCGUCUGGGGCGUGUGCGCCUACGUCCAAGGGCACCCGUGGGCUGUUGGCUACGGUGGAAAGCUUGGACCGAGCCCAGAGAGUGGGAAAGACGGCGAGCCUGAUUCAGGAAGUCGUGCCUCUGACAUCAGGGGCAGGACAGAGUUGGAGCGAAACCUCAAGUAUGCCAGGCGGCGGCCGGCGGGAGCGCAGGGGACCCAGAGGGCGCUGAGCGCGUCGGGAGCGGCAGGUACGCGCCGGGCAGGGGCGGGCGCGGAGCGGCACCCACUGACCCUUCCGCCGGCCACCGGCCGCCACUCCACGGCCAGCCGGUGCCACACGCCUGCAGGAAGCCCUCCCGCGGACUGAAAGAUUUCUCCCCAUUUUGGAGAUGAAGAGAUGGGGGCUCCAAGAAGCUGAGUGACUUGCCCAAAGACAGCACGGCACACCCUCUGGGACCAAGGCUACAGCCCAAAGCCUAGCAAGUAUGCAAUCUACCAUGCUGAACAUUCCACAGAGGAAACAAAGAAAAUAUGAAAUCAGUGCUAUUGUGGAUAAAUGUCUUUAUGGUAGCUCAGAAGAGAAAGGAAUCCAAGUGGUGGAGGGACAGGGGACCAACAGUCACAGCAGCCUUCCCAGAGGAGACUUGAAGGACAAGGAGUUCUCCUGGACAUGUGCAGGGGACACCUGGCAGGAAGGUGAACUGGGCACCAGAAGACGUUGUUUCUGGCCCUGACUCUGCCAGUCAUCAGCUGGGCAAUCUCCAAUAAGGUGCAGCAUCUUCAGCUCCCAGGUUCCUCAUCAAUAAAGUAAGGUGCCAUCGGUGGCAUGCCCAAACCCAAAGCUGGAAGAGGAAUAAAUUACAAGCAGUCAAGCCUGCAUCCUUUUGAGCCCAGAACUUCAUAGUGAACUGCAAGGGUUUUCUGGCCCCCAUCCAGCCAAGCACGAUGGAGAGAAUCAGCUCCUUCUUGAACGCCAUUUGGGAUACUAUCUCAACCAAACACCAAGAGGGCAUAUUCAACACCAUCUGCCUGGGGAUCAUCCUGGGGCUGCCACUCUUGGUGAUUAUCACACUCCUCUUCAUCUGCUGCCAUUGCUGCUGGAGCCGACAGGGCAAGAGUGGCCAACAGCCAGAGAGAAACAAGAGGAAGAAGAAAAAGAAGGCCGAAGAAGACCUCUGGAUCUCUGCUCAGCCCAAGCUUCUCCAGAUGGAAAAGAGGCCAUCACUGCCUGUCUAGUUAGGCAGGAGGCAGAGGUGUCCCCUCUCUGGGGCGAAGUCUCUUCCAACAACACACAGAUGAAGAAACAGGAAUCCCUGAAAUAUGUGCACAGAGUAACUGCUCAACCGGGGAACAAAUCUCAGACUCAGUGUUCUAGUUGAGGGGCACUCCCAGGGAGUACAUGGAUGGACAGUUCUUGGGCACUGUCUUGGCAGCUAUGUGUCCAGUAGCAGCUCUUCACUGCAGACCCAGGCGUGCCUUCCACUCAUCUCUGGCAUAGCCCAUAAAUGCAAAAGCACAAAGAGCAUUUAUCCAGGCAUCUUCAUUUGCACACCACUCACACACAUCCCCCACACACAUACACACAUACAAAUUCAGGCAACAAGUACAUGGGCAAGUAUAUUUUCUGUUCACCAAAUGGUUGUUGGAUGUGUACUUUGUGCAAGAAGCAUAUCAUCUACAGUUGCAAAAAUAUCACAUGGAAAGCCUGGCUGGAUUCAAGCAUAUAUAUGUACAAUUAUAGAACCCAACAAGGCCCCAUGCACUAUCUAUUCCAUACACCACUCAGGUUCCAGAUGUGUGCUUUCCUAUGUCAAUCUCUAUAUAACCUCUUCCUGGAAAUACUCAUAAUUGGACAAUCCAGCAAGCUGGUACAGCCCCAUCCUGUGUAUGUUGAUACAGACACACCAAGUUCCUGUGCUUCUGGCCUCUCACUUAUGCUAAAACAUUUCAAGUGUGAUGGAUCAAAAUUCAUCAAAACCUGUUUUCUCAUAACUCAUGACAAAGUCCUCAUUACCACUGAUCUGUAUUUAAUGUGGUCUAAGACCUCUCUUUGAGAUGCUUCCCCCAAAACCAGUCACCAUUGUGGAUUUCUCCAAGCAAAAACAAAUAGCUCUUGGUAGUGACUGCUAGAAAGCUAUAGAAACCCACUCAUUCACCUUGGUGGACAGCAAUGGUUUACCUGUGCAGUGUAUGUUUUACAGAUGGAAAAGAUUAGGAGAUGCUACACAUGAGCUGGGUAUCUCCUACGUAACCAAAGGUUUCCAGCAGGGAAGGGAUUAAGACAAUCACCAGUACAGUCUCACAGAGGCACGCUGGAAACAAUUUUAUAAGGCAAUAAUGGGUGCAUGGUAUGUUACAGGUGGGACGCAGAAGUAACAGAGUUUAAAUGAAAAUAAGAUGAAGCUAUAAUGAGGUUCAUUAAUAUUUACCUUGAAGCUUAGUCAAGUGCCUUGCACAUAGUAGGUACUCCUAACUAUCUGUGGUUGCUGUUGCAUAUGUGAUUACAUUAAGGGUAAACUCAUAAUACCUCACCAAUUCUCCCCAAGUGACCUUCUCUUCUAAACCCUCUAAUUGCUGCAAUGGGUGAAACUAGGUUGAAUCCUGCCAGAGAACACAUGUAGAAUCGAUGGUCAAGGUAACACAUGAGCCCUAGGGAGGGUACUUGAGGAUGUGUAAACAAGAUCUGAAGUUGAGCAGAGCUUCUCCCCACUGGGUUGAGGUUGGGAGGUGGAGUUAACCCUUUUGUAGGAUGAACUAAUUGGCAUUUUGAUGUACUGCAACCAUAUUAUAGAGAUGGACAAUUCUCAACUUGGAAUCAGGUUGUGCUCUGGAAGUUCAUUUGCAAAUUUUCUGGGGAGUGCUCCUGAAAUAUUUUCCCAGGAAGCUGUUCUAAACAGUAGCAGAAUCACUGUCUAAUAAUAUAGCUCAACUACUAUAUUUAUAGUAUUAAGAACCAAAAUUUUAUAAGAUUGUGUUAAUGGAAACAUGGGCUCACCUGAUACUCACCUGCCCUUCAGGUGUACUCCAGCUCUGAGAAGGGCGGGCAUCUAUUUUAGAAACCCAGUCAUAUUCACCAUACGUGACCGUAAACUGCCUGGGCCCUCAGGCCCCCUCUUACAAGCCCCUGUAACUCCCUGAUUCUCUAUUCUCUUGGCACACAAAGAGCUUGUCCUGGAGCCUCUGGCUCUCCCCUUAGCCACCCCAGCAUGUCUCCUGCUUCCCACCAGGAUGAGCUGCCUUUCCUGUCUCCACCUCUCGGCCCCCCUAGAUGACAUGGGGGACAUGCAAGCUGACAGUUGAGCGGGGGAUGUCACAUGUGUUCUAGGAGAGUGAAUCAGCAGGAUUGGGGACCACACAAGUAACAUCGUUUCCAUGACAACUGCUUGCCCCUUUGAAUUAAGACAGCAAUCAGUCGUCACUGUCACCCCGAGUCCUGUGUCCAGGUGCAGCACUUCUGCUGUUUCCAAGGAAAAAGACUUGCUCUAGCUCCAGGCACAACCACCCAGAGACCCACUUCUCUGUUGCUUCGUUGCCUCAGACCCAGAAGACCCAAACCCUGAAUGGGGCUUACCUGUUCCCCAGCCCAGCCUCCCCUGACCACUUUUACUGGAGCACCUGGAACAGUGCCAGGCACACAGUAGGUCCUCAAAGGUUUGUUGAAUGAAAGGAGAUUGUGGCCAUUGCUGGUGCCACUCUCUUUUUCCCACUUUAUUCUUGUCUUUCCAUGUUUUAUGUUUCUCUCUUAUUACCUCUUGUCCCUGUACCACUGCGGCCCUAUCCCUUUACCCUUCUCCAUUUUUACUCCUUCCCAGCUUCUGUCCCAGAACCACCAGUAGCAACCAGUGGGACGUCAGGACGGGAGCCUACUUAACUGGGGAGGUUUUUCUUAAAGAAGAGGCUUCCUUGACCAGCACAAGCUUGGGGAGGGGAUGCCCUAGCUCUGGACUUCUGAACAGCUUUACCCAGACUCAGUGGGUGCUCAGAGGAGGUCCUGCCUCCAUGGCUCAAUGGAUUCACAUUUUUUAUUUCAUGGGAGGAGGGAAGAUGUAGAGAAAAGGUAACCUUUCAAGACUAUAAAUGGCCCAAGCUGUAUAGUAUUUGUCAGUAUUUUUUUUCUGUAAAAUACAAAUACACACAUAAGAAAAACUUAUUUAAGUAAAAUACUUUGAAAAAUAAAAGUUAUGUCUGGUCUCCUUACUUGCUGGAGUCAGAUAGUUCUUUUCUUUUCUUUUUUUUUUUUUUUUUUUUUUUUUUUGGCCGGGUUUGAACCCACCAUCUCCAGUAUAUGGGGCCAGCGCCCUACUCCUUUGAGCCACAGGCACUGCCCCAGACAGUUAUUUUCUAAACAUUAGGUAUUACCCUGGCUCAGACGUCACUCAGAAAUGAUGGAUGCAGGCAAAGACCGGGCCUUCCCCAGUCACUUCCUUCCCUAAUGGAAUCAAAGGCUGGAGGGGCAGGAAUGUGGCUGUCUCACCUGUAUUUGCAAAACAGACAGUCUCAGGCCUCAGAGUCCAGAGUCCUCAGAAGUGCCAGAUGUAGAAAAGAUACAGUGAUGUUCCCUGGCAACACUUACAGAACUUUCCCUUCAAUGAGGUCGAGCAACAUCUUCUUAAAGGAAAAGGGAGGAAUAGCAAAAACUUAAGUAAAAAUAGACCUCUGGGUUAAAUCCCGAUGGGAAGAGAAGGGACGGAAACCUCUUUAGCAGCCGCUCGGGAUGGAGAUGUGUGUGUGUUUAUGUGCAUACACAUGGGAAUGUGUAUCUCUUUUUCAAGUCGGCCAGAGGUCCACAUUGGGUAUGAAAUAAUUCAGAUGCUCCUGACUCUUCUCUCAGUGAUGCUGACUAAGCUUGCCAUUAAAGCAGAGACCGUCUAGAACAGUGCUGUUGGGGAGAGCCAGGAAUGAUGGAAAUUGUCUGGAGCUGCACUGGCAAUAUGGUACCAUUAGGCAUAUGCGGCUACUUAAAAUUAAACAAAAUUAAAAGUCCACUAGUUCAGUUAUGCCAGCCUUGUUUGAAGUGCUCCAUGGCCAUAUGUGCCUAGUCGCUUCUAUCCUGGACAGCCCAGGUCUGUAAGUUUGACGGGGAAGCUAACACAUGGGCAGACACCGAGCCUUCCACAGAGGGCGUAGGAAGGCAGGCCUAUGGCACUGGCUCCCCCUGGGCCUGUUCUCCCCAUGACAGGCUAUUUCUUGGGCUCCCUUCCACAGGAAUCACCGCAGAUCAUGACAACUAGAAAACAGAGAACCUUCAUUCAGCUCCCUGUUCAUUCCUCCAAGACAUCCCACAACUUUCUAGUGUAGAGGAAGAACAGUUUGCUGCCCAGAAACUGGUAGGGGAGGGAGGGGAGAAGCAGCUGCUGCACCAUCAGCCCCUCCCUCUGGGCUCAGCCCUGACCUUGGGUUUUGAAUAUGGAUCUGAACAAUGCCAUCAUGCCAUCAG